Pseudomassariella vexata is the source of this 1971-nucleotide messenger RNA. RefSeq lists its product as uncharacterized. The transcript has 3 exons. The coding region runs from base 294 to 1739 and encodes 481 amino acids. Lineage: Eukaryota; Fungi; Ascomycota; Sordariomycetes; Amphisphaeriales; Pseudomassariaceae. Gene Ontology annotation, molecular function: FAD binding; oxidoreductase activity. The record is from RefSeq and is a predicted model, not a curated record.
CUUCAUUUCUAUUGUGUGUCCCUCAACAGGAGGAAACGCGUGCGUGGCUGUUGGCUAGAAUCGGCUGAGAAGCAAACGUAUUGACGGGUGUUACAGCUGAUAUAAGAAGCGAGGAAUUAACAAUCUAUCGAGGAGUAAUGCUCUUCGUUUUCAGGUUAGGCAUAUGGAAACGAAGCAUACGUCAGCUUAAUGGUGCUGCAUUUCACCUGCCACACAUCUUAUCUUUUGGUUCUUGAUCUUCCCUGCCAAACCCAACUGGACAAUAGACGGUAAAAGACCGAACUUGACCGACUAUGGCACCCAUAUUCGCCGAGCUUCGAGCAGCUAUCACGAGCGGAGAUGUACUCGUGCCAGGAAACUCAGGCUACGAAGAGAGUCUUCAGCGCUGGAGCGAGACCUGCAUCAAACCAGCUGCUGUGGUCGUCCGACCCACAACUGCCAGCGAAACAAGCGCCGCAGUACAAUUUGCACGAAAGCACUUCAUUCCUUUUACCGUCCGCGGAGGUGGCCACAGUCCAAGUGGCACAUCCUCGUCCAAUGGAGGUAUGGUAAUCGACUUGAGCCGUAUGCGCUCAGUCUCUGUUGAUACGACUAAUCAGACUGUCACGUUUGGCGGUGGAUGUAUUUGGGAAGAUGUAGAUUCGGAAUUAUGGAAACAUCGUCUCGCGACCCCAGGGGGAACCGUAAGCCAUACUGGCGUGGGAGGGCUGAUUCUGGGUGGUGGCUUCGGUAUGCUGACCGGACGCCAUGGAUUGUGCAUCGACGUUCUCCUAAGCUGCGAGGUCGUUCUUGCGAAUGGUAAUGCCGUCACGGCCAACAAGACGGAAAAUGCAGACUUGUUCUGGGCGCUCCGGGGCGCCGGCCAGAGUUUCGGCGUUGUGAUUUCAUUUACCUCGCGCUGCUUUCCGCAGGGAGACGUCUGGGGAGGUUUGAUGGCGUGGCCCAUGUCGAAGCUUUCCGACGUAGUGGCCUUCAUGAAUGAGUUCGUGUCCAAGACGGAUGGGGAUCAGUUUAUGAUGCCGAUGCUCGUGUGCCAUCCCGUGACGGGGGAGCCGUGCAUCGCAGCAUCAAUGUUCUUCAACGGGGACAAAGAUGAGGCAGAAAAGUUCUAUGGACCGCUGAUAGGCCUGAAAGAGAGGCUCAUGGCCACCACGGACGUCAUCCCGUACCCGACGGCCAACACCUUCCCGAAUCUGAAGGUGCCUCCCCAAAAGCGGUAUAUGUUCAGCGGAGCAAAUUUCGUGUGUCCUUUGGACACGAAAGUCAUGCAGGAGGCCUCAGACAUCUUUCACGGGGCAAUUAUGCUACCUGGGAAUGAAGAAAUGAAGGCUAGGUGCAUGGUGGGGUUCGAGCUUGCGCCUGACGCGAAGCUCAAGUCCGUUCCUACGACCGAGACCGCAUUUGCGGGCCGAAACAAUAACGUAUUCAACAUUGUCAUUGUGAUCUCGUGGGACAACGAGAAGAAAGACGACGAAGCAAAAGAGAUUUGUUCGAGGGUAUCCGGAUUUCUGAAAGCAAAGGGCUGGCAAGGCGAUGAGUCUGGGGAUCGAGGCGGGACAUAUUACAACUACUUGAACCCCGCCGUGGAUGAAGAUCGAGUUUUCGUCAAAGCUGACAGAGUCUUCGGGUCCAACAUCGAAAGACUGAGAGAGUUGAAGCUGAAGUAUGAUCCUACGAACGAGUUCAAGAAGGCUGUGGACUUGAUGCCGAGUCUCAACGAGAAAGCGUUAAGUAAUUAGAGCAUAAGUGCUGAAAUAGCUUUUGAGGCUGAGUGAGGGGGUUCCCGAUGGCUGCAACGGUGUAGAACACUCACACUCCGCUCUCCGGGUGAAUCUUUUUGUUUUUCUUUCUGUUGGAACCGAGAGUUAUGUCGUCUGGCACACACGCCUCUCUCAUCACGUAUCUCAAGUCGUGAACUACAAGAUGUCUUUGCCUAGACUCAGAAUCGUAUCUGUAUUGUCAUAGGUCUAC